UUUGCGAUUUACGGCCCGGCGCCAUUUUGUAGGACAGAGAAAACAGUUGUUCCCCAGCGGAGACAAUCUGAGAAAUUACGAAGUAAUCAACCAUCACGAAAACUUUAAAUUCAAGAAUUACACCAUAACGACACACUGAGGACUACUCCGGGCCUACCGGCGUUGUUAAUCGUGGCGUUUUAAAAAUUAUUAUAGUAGGUUGAAUCUACGCGUUUCGUAGGGGUUGAAUGCAGAACUGAGGUGAAAGAUGACUCAGUUUCUACCACCAAACCUUUUGGCACUGUUUGCUCCUCGGGACCCCAUACCCUAUCUGCCUCAGCUGGAGAAACUGCCCCAUGAGAAACAUCACAACCAACCAUAUUGCGGCAUUGCCCCUUUUAUCAGGCACUUUGAGGAUCCCAGAGAUGCUCCUCCACCCACAAGAGCGGAGACCAGGGAUGAGAGACUGGAACGAAAGAGACGAGAGAAGAUUGAAAGGAGACAAGCAGUAGUGGAGACUGAACUCAAGUUGUGGGAUCCCCACAAUGACCCUAAUGCUCAGGGAGAUGCCUUCAAGACUCUGUUUGUGGCACGUGUGAACUAUGAUACGACUGAGUCCAAGCUUCGGCGUGAGUUUGAGGUGUACGGGCCAAUCAAAAGGAUCUACAUUGUUUACAAUAAGAGGACAGGCAAACCCAGGGGCUAUGCGUUCAUAGAGUACGAGCACGAGAGGGACAUGCAUUCGGCCUACAAGCAUGCUGACGGAAAGAAGAUUGAUGGGAGGCGGGUUUUGGUUGAUGUUGAGAGGGGGCGCACAGUCAAGGGUUGGCAGCCCCGCAGGCUGGGUGGGGGUUUGGGUGGUACACGGAGAGGAGGUGCUGAUGUCAACAUCAAGCAUUCUGGUCGAGACGACACAUCUCGGUACGAUGAGAGACCUAUCGGCGGGGAUCGGGACCGAGACAGGGGAGGCGACCGUCGAGCAGAACGGAGCCGAGAGAGCGACCGAGAGAAGGACCGAGGGGAGCGGAGGAGGUCCAGGUCUAGAGAGAGACGCAGGCGCAGCACGCGCUCGCGGGAGAGGGAGAGAGGCGACCGCGCAGCCGUGGUGCCGGGCCCCGGAGUGGGGGGCAUCGGGGACGAAAGCGGAGGAGGCAGCAGGCGGCGGGACAGGGAGAGAGAGAGGGGGGUAGCGGGUGGGGACAGCAGGAGCAGAGAGAGAAGCAGAGACAGGGAAAGGAAAAGGAGGAGUAGGAGCAGGGACAGGAAGCGGGACAGGGAGCGAGGGAAGGGAGGAGGAGAGGAAGGGGGAGACGGCGGUAUGGGGUUAGGCGACGUCAUGGGAGAUGGAGGAGAGAGGAUGCUGGAGGAUCCCAACUCUGCCGACCUGGGCAACCCUGGGCGCGAUGAGGGAAACAUGGAAGGGGACGACAGGGGGAGGGAGCGCGGGGAGAGGGACAGGGAGAGAGACAGAGAUAGGGACAGGAGGCGCAGCCACAGGGACAAAGACAGGGAUCGGGACAGAGAGAGGAGGCGGGGGGACCGAGACAGGGACAGGGACAGAGAGCACAAGCGAGACAGGGGCGACCGAGAGAGAGGCGGAGAAAGGAGGGAUGAUCGACAGCCGGCCCCGCCCUCCUCUCUGCUCCCGCCCUCUCUGGUCCAGGAUGGAGGUAGUAACAGUGAGGACAUGCCAAUGCCAGAGGAGGGCAGUCAGGAUGGAAUGAUGGACCAGGAGUCAGUGCAGUCUGGAGAAGGUUACAUCUCGAAUGAGAACGGCUACAAGAUGGAGCCACAGGUUGAAGAGUACUAAGGGUAUCUGUGUCCAUACUGUACAGUACAAGUGCUUACUCAAAACAGUGCUUACUCUUCACUUAAAUAGCGCAACUCGAGAUGUCUUCUUAUUCAGAUUCUUUAUUGCGUAUUUGCCUUGAUUUCUGACCCACCGUUGGAUGGACACCCGGAUAUAACUGAAAAAUGCCAUUAUGUCCCAGUCCCUUGCUUAAAAAGUAUUGUUAUUCUUUCAAUUGUGAGUUAGUGUCAUAAGAUUAAUCACGUAUAGCCAGAUUGGUUCAGAUUGAGAACAGUCCAGUCAUUUACAGCUCUAGGGUGCUAUUUGGUUGACUCCUAUGGCCAAUGAGGAAACAAGAAUGGCUCCUCAACCCAAAUCCAGUCCUCAUCCUGUUUUCCAGCGUAGGUUCCGUCUAGUUGUUCUGACAAAAGUUUCAAACUUUUUUUUAAAGAUUUGUCACGUGAGUAGGUCGUCUGGAGAAAGCAUGACAUGGUGAAGGUGUGUAGUGUUAUUGCUCUUUGAUAUAUCGAACACAUUUUGCCAAUGUUCAGAAUUCAAACUUGAUUGAUACAUCUAGAUUAGGACCUGGUAUGUAUGAUUUAUUUUUAAGGUAUUGCAUAAAGUAUACCCUGAAAAGGCUGUUUACAUUACAUUUAUUUACCGUCAAAUGCGCUUUGUAUGUGUAUGUGGAUCUGUUCUUGUGUAAUUUUCUGCUAACAUCCUGGUGUGGAGCUAGUUGUCACUGAAGCAAUGAUAACUUGAGAGCCGCGGUGUUAAUUUAGGUGGAUUUUCAACCUAAGAACACACACGAGGGCACUACAUAUGUCCACAUAAUAUAUAAUCUUUAUUUUGGCUUCACGUCAUUGCAUUGAAGAUAACAGUCCUUUUGAGUUUAAUGUCUGUAUGUGAUUGAUAUGCGACCAAAAUGAACAGAAUUGAGUUGAACAGAAUUUUGGUUCUUCACCCUCGACUCCCAUUUCUGUUAGUUUGGAUUCUGUAGUAUUGAUAAAUUGAUUGUAUACCAUUAUAGAUGAAGUAUCAUACUCCAAGAGGUGGAUGGGAUACUAUAAAAUGUAAGUAGCCUAUGUAUGUAGAUAUUACUAUUAUUUCAUUGUGUUAGUGCAAAACUGAGAACAGGGUUGAGAGCCGAACUGUCGGCUCAUGUCUGUUUAAGGAUGGCUGGGUUUGUUCAUUUUUGUGAAGGGGCAAUUUUGGUUCUAAGAUUUCCAACUUGGUAAUUGUUUUUUCCGCUCUCCCCAGUUUAUAAUGUGGACGUGAUGAGAGCAUGCGUUAUCUGCAAGUCGCGAUAUUUGGUUAUACUGUAUGUCGCGUCCACUAUCUUUAUAGCCUAAUAAAUGAGUUUUUUUUUUAAUCAUA
Molecule: messenger RNA, 3145 nt
Organism: Anguilla anguilla (European eel)
Lineage: Eukaryota; Metazoa; Chordata; Actinopteri; Anguilliformes; Anguillidae
Product: U1 small nuclear ribonucleoprotein 70 kDa-like
Exons: 10
Coding region: 248-1789 (513 amino acids)
Biological process (GO): mRNA splicing, via spliceosome
Cellular component (GO): precatalytic spliceosome; U1 snRNP; U2-type prespliceosome
Molecular function (GO): U1 snRNA binding; mRNA binding
Source: RefSeq, a predicted model, not a curated record